AUGCCAUUCGGAUUGGCAAAUGCUCCGUCUAUAUUUCAAAGGACAAUGAAUAAAAUACUCGCAGAAGCUAAAAUAAAAUAUGCUUUAAUUUAUAUGGAUGAUGUUUUAAUUCCAGCUAAGUCUUAUUCUGAAGGAAUAAGUAGGUUGCGUGAGGUUCUAAGUUUACUACAGAAGGGGGGGCUUACCUUAAAAUUAAGCAAAUGCCAUUUCUUUUAUGAUAAAAUUGAUUUCUUAGGGUUUGAAGUUAGUGCGAACGGUAUAAGACCGGGUUAUCAAAAAACAUUAGCUAUUUCAGAAUUUCCAAAACCAAAAAAUAUACAUGAUAUUAGACGAUUUAUCGGUUUGACAAGUUUUUUUAGAAGGUUUAUAAAAAAUUUCGCGAUUAUUGCUAGGCCGUUAACUGACUUACUUAAGAAAAAUUUUUCAUGGAAUUGGACAGAUCAACAAGAAAAUUCAUUUAUUACAUUAAAAAGUAAAUUAGUGAAAAGACCUAUAUUGGCACUCUAUGAUCAAAAGCUUGAAACUGAAUUGCAUACAGAUGCGUCUAAAAUAGGUAUAGCUGGAAUCUUAUUGCAAAAAGGGGCUGAUAAUUUGUUACGACCCGUUGCUUAUUAUAGUCGAAAAAAUACUAGUGAAGAGCAAAGGAUGCAUUCAUUCGAACAAGAGACACUUGCGGUAAUAUCUUCAUUAAACAGGUUUAGAGUAUAUUUAUUAGGCAUAAAAUUUAAAAUUGUAACAGACUGUAGUGCCUUGCGUACAACUUUUACAAAACGUGAUCUUAUUCCACGUAUAGCGAGGUGGUGGAUUCAAUUUCAAGAGUUUGAUUGUGAAAUUGAAUAUCGACCAGGGAAUAAAAUGGGCCAUGUCGAUGCGCUUAGUAGGGGUCCUGUUAAUGAUUCUAAUCCGGAUACUGACUUACAAAUAUUAGACGUAUUAAAUUUCACCACUGAAGAUUGGAUAGCUACUAUACAGAAUAAUGAUGAGGAAAUUAAGAGAAUAAAGGAAAUACUGGAAUCAAAAAAUACUAAAGAUACCGUUGAUAUAUAUAAUAAUUAUCAGUUGAAAGGGGGUAAGGUUUACAGAAACAUAGAUGGAGGUAUUAGAUGGGUUGUACCAAGGGGUGUUCGAUGGCAAAUUCUACGCAUGAAUCACGAUGAUAUCGGUCACUUCGGAUUCGAAAAAACUCUUGAACGCGUAAGAUCUACAUAUUGGUUUCCUAAAAUGAGAAAAUUUAUUAAGAAAUAUUGUAAUUCAUGCCUAGAAUGUGCAUAUCAUAAAGUUCCGGGAGCUUUAACAACAACAAAAUCUUCAUAUUCACUUCCAGUCGAUUUGUUAGAUCAGACCAGUAGAGUUGUAAAUGGAUUUUCAAUUGACAUAACACAAAUUCCAUAUCAUGCAGCGAUUGGUAAAAAAUCAACUUCCGGAUUGGGUUAUUUGUGUGGAGCCUCCAUUAUUUCAAAUAGAGCACUACUUUCAGCUACGCACUGUUUUAAAAUGUCGGAAUUAGAUCCAUCAUUGUAUAGAGUCGUAGUAGGCUCCUCUUACCGACUUUUAGGAGGGGAUACUUAUGAACUAUCCAGACUCUACGUGCACGAAAGUUAUUCUUCUGUGACGGUUGUUAAUGAUAUAGCAAUGCUAGUAACCAGUAAAAAAAUAAAUUUCGGUCAAAAUGUGCAGUCGGUGUUUUUCGCUCCUUCUACUAUGAAUGUUCCAGAUGGCACAACUGCUUUAGUAUCUGGAUUUGGAAAAACAGCGUAUAAUGGCAAGCUAUCUUCAUCGCUCUUAGCUGCAAAUGUGGAAGUUGUUUCUCAAACAGCUUGCGCUCGCGCAUACCGAAAAAUUGCAACUAUUUCCACCGGAAUGAUAUGUGCCUCAGCCAAUAACCCCCCUAGAGACGCUUGUCAAGGCGAUUCUGGAGGUCCUUUGGUUAUGAACAAUAUCUUAAUAGGCAUUGUGUCUUGGGGUGAAGAAUGCGCCAAUGUGUCCUAUCCCGGAGUAUAUACACGAGUUUCAGAAUACUAUCCAUGGAUAAUAAGUAAAUUGGCGUUAGUG
Molecule: messenger RNA, 2052 nt
Organism: Brenthis ino (lesser marbled fritillary)
Lineage: Eukaryota; Metazoa; Arthropoda; Insecta; Lepidoptera; Nymphalidae
Source: the annotation of a GenBank genome assembly